AUGGCAUCUUCUUCCCAUUACCAUUAUCAUUACAACAUAAAUGACGAUGCAGAUUUAGAAGUUCCGUUCGAGGAAUUUUUUACCAACAAUCCUAUUCCAGAACCAAAAGAGCGGAAAAAACGAAUUUUUAUCGAGAGAAACCGGGAAGAUGGCAACACCAUGCUUUGGAAUGAUUAUUUUAGCGAAACUCUUACAUACUUGCACAAUUUAUUCAGGCGACGUUUUCGAAUGAACAAGUCUUUGUUCUUGAGUAUUGUGCUUCGUCUCUCUACAGAAGAAGAGUAUUUUCGACCAACACAAGAUGCAGUCGGUAGGUCGAGUCUAUCUCCGCUCCAGAAAUGUACUGCAGCUAUUCGUCAAUUGGCGUAUGGUGGUGGAGCUGAUACAGUUGACGAAUAUGUACGACUUGGUGAAACAACAGCUGCUAAAUGUUUGCACCAUUUUACCGCCGCAAUAAUCCACUUGUUUGGCGAUCAAUACCUCAGACAACCCACACCGGAGGAUCUUCAAAGACUACUCCAAAUUGGUGAAGAACGUGGAUUUCCCGGAAUGGUUGGAAGCAUCGACUGUAUGCAUUGGAAGUGGAAGAAUUGCCCCAACACUUGGAAAGGAAUGUAUUCACGCGGAACCGGAAAACCAACAUUAGUGUUGGAGGCGGUUGCUUCAUAUGACCUCUGGAUAUGA
Messenger RNA from Raphanus sativus (radish), 684 nucleotides. RefSeq lists its product as uncharacterized. The transcript has a single exon. NCBI's taxonomy places the organism in Eukaryota, Viridiplantae, Streptophyta, Magnoliopsida, Brassicales, Brassicaceae. The record is from RefSeq and is a predicted model, not a curated record. The coding region runs from base 1 to 684 and encodes 227 amino acids.